AUUGUAUCCGGUUCCAGUAAAAAUACGAGAUAAACAAAAAUGUCACUCCUUCGUCGUUCGCAGCAAUGGGGAACAUUUAGUCGUAUUUGGCAUGUUUAUGAUGCAAAAUGGCAAGAUCCAUUUCAAAGUGCAGAAUUGAUAAAAAAGUAUUUGACAGGAACGUACAAACCUAUUUACCAUCCUAUGAAUGAUUGCGGUGAUAAUGUAGUAGUAAUAAACAGUAGAGAUAUUGCUCUAAGGGGUGAUGAAUGGCAAAAGAGAAUGUAUUUUCAUCACACAGGAUACGCCAAGGGUGCAACGUACACACUUGCUUGGGAAUUACAUAGCAAAGAUCCAACUAUGAUCGUGAAAAAGGCACUAUAUACAGCACUGGAUAAAAAUAUUCAACGGAGAUACGCAAUGCAACGCUUACACAUUUUUCCCUACAGUGAGAUUCCAUGGGAUAUUAAGAAAAACAUUAGCAACCAAAUUAAACAAAUUAAACCAGUGCCAGUCAGACUGGAUCAUAUACCAGAGAACGUACGUGCAGAAUUUCCCAAACUUAUCAAAUAUCCUGAGCAAUAUGUUCUUCGAUAAUAACCAAAUAGUACCUUCUUAAAUUUAAUUUGUAAAAAAAUAGUUUUUUCAAUUAUAUAAAAGAAAAUUUUUAAUAUUGAAAA
Molecule: messenger RNA, 659 nt
Organism: Leptopilina heterotoma
Lineage: Eukaryota; Metazoa; Arthropoda; Insecta; Hymenoptera; Figitidae
Gene: mRpL13
Product: 39S ribosomal protein L13, mitochondrial
Exons: 4
Coding region: 40-576 (178 amino acids)
Biological process (GO): translation; negative regulation of translation
Cellular component (GO): mitochondrial large ribosomal subunit; ribosome
Molecular function (GO): structural constituent of ribosome; mRNA binding
Source: RefSeq, a predicted model, not a curated record